AUGGCCAUGGGGACCAAUAGUGAGUGGCGCAUGGCCGGAAUGGAGGUGCCGCUGCUCAGCAUUGAUUCCGUCGAGUGGCGUCAACUCUCCGUCCCUUCGUCUUCUUUAGCAUCCUCAGCGAACACUUCUAACGAGUCAGUUGCUAAAGACUAUGCUUCUUGCUGCGUUAUCGGAGAUCCCCCUUCUUAUUUCAUCUGGAAAAUCAGCGCUAGUCAGACAAAUGUACUGGAGAUUCUAGAACUUUGUAGUCAUAAGAAAAUAUUUGGAACUGGACUUCGGCUCAUUUUCGCUGAUGCUUUACAUCCAUUUGCUUUUAUAUGCAAAGAUGAGAGCAAGGUUGCUUCUGGAAAUAAUUUGAUGCUAUAUACUUUGACGGUCUCAGGGGUCGCUUACCUCAUCCAUUUAAGGAACAAUUUUGACUACGGAACUUCUUCUGUUGUCCCUAUUGACGAGAUUCUGGAGUGUAACACACAAGUUUCACCUCAAUGUGGAGCAAUUACUGCUGUUAAUGCAACAUCAGGGUGUUUGUUGAUUGGAAGGCAUGAUGGAUCAAUUGGUUGUCUCCAGAUGGGCAUACUUGACUGCAGCCAUCCAGGCUUUGCGUUUGAUUUGCGAGAUGAUCCUGGGUUUAGUCGAUUGUGGGGAAUGUUGUCAAGGAGCCCAAAUCUGGCCGCUGUACAAGAUUUGGUGAUAUCAGAGGUGCACCAGAGAAAGCUUCUGUUUGUGCUUCAUUCUGAUGGGAACUUUCGAGUUUGGGACCUUUUAGGUCGUUGUAAAAUUUUCGGUCAUGCAAUUACCAUCGAAACAUUGGCAGGAAAGUAUUCUAAUCGUGCAUUUUUUAGGGUUUGGGUAGGAGAAGCUAGCAAUGAUACCGGAAUAAUUCCAAUUGCAAUGCUACAUAAACAGAAUUCGGAAGUUGGCACAGAAACAAUCUUUCUAUACGACCUUCAUUGCCAUGCGGGAGACCGGAUUGUGUUGUCUCUGGAGCCAUCACAGAAAAAAAUAUUCAUAGGGGAGGGUGGAUGUAUUGAUGUCAAGUUCACAUUGAGCAAUGUGUGGAUUCUCAAGGAAGAGGUGCUCAUUAUGAAGGACUUGUUUGGUAAUAACACCAUGGAGGAAUCCACAAAUUACUAUACUCUGCAAGAAUCAUUUAUUGCUGAUACGCUAUUUCAGAGUUCUGAGCAUUCUUCAGAUGAUCUUCUUUGCCUUGCGUAUUCGGUAUUUUCGGCUUCGAAGGGGGAAGUUGCCCCAUUUGUAUCUUCUGUGUUUUUGCGUGCAUUGCUUACUCCUGGGGUUCACUGCAAUGCUGUUCUGAGACGAACUUUAGGAGAGUAUAACAAGCACUUCACAGAAUCAGAGUUUAGUUCCUUAACUCUUGAUGGUCUGAAAAGUGAAGUUUUGUCACUGAUCGAGCAUCAGGGUGGAUCAAUUCUUCAACGUUGGAAGUCAUUUUGCUCUCGAUAUGUGGAUAAUUGGUGUAAAUACAAUACAGUAUGUGGUCUGCUAGUAGAUCCAUUAACAAGUGCUAUUGGUUUAGUCAGGAACAACACAAUCUCUCUCUGCCGCGGCAUGGAGGAAGUGGAACAUAUUAUCUAUGGUUCUUUCGAGGAACAACACAGGUAUAUGAGCCCUGGAUUGCUUUACUCAGGUGAUGAGCUUAGUAGGAAGAUCCUAUAUGAGUUACUACAAUGUCUUGAAAGUGUGAGCAAGCAGUUAGGAAAAGCUUCAUCAGCUAUAUUUUAUGAGUCACUUCUUAACACACCUCAUAUAUCAUCAGAUGAAGUUGUUUCUCGAUUUCUUAAGAUAUUGGAAAGUGCAUAUAGUUAUACAACUGAAGCUAAGCUAUCAUCAGAACUUGGAUUGGAUACUAAUUGGAGAAAAGAAUUGUCGAGUAACAGAAACUUAAGAAAAUUCUCGACAAAUAUGUUUUUGUCCUUUCAAGAAAUGUGCAAUAAAGCCAACUCUUGGGGCAAAAUUCUGGAUGUGAUUGAGAGCUACUUAAAGGUUUUAGUGCCUCAGAAAGUUGUGCUCAAAUCGAAUGCUGAAGCGAUAUUCCAUAUUAAUGGUUAUGGGAUUGUGCAGUCGACUUUCCAAAUUGCCAAAGUGAUGUUUGAAUCUGUGUUGGGUGUUCUUAUGCUGCUAAGCUAUAUGACUAGCAUCAGCGGACAGAUUAACAUGUCACAUUCUGAUGUCUCAAGAGUCAAACUCGAGUUAAUUCCAAUGAUUCAAGAAACUUUAAUAGAAUGGCAUAUUAUUCGCUUCUUUGGGACCACACCAUCCGAAUCUCCUGCAAUUGAAGAUUUCAGUUAUCGGCUUUCAUCCUUACAUAUUGAUAGCAAUGGAGAUAAAAGAUUGUGGAGUGAGAGGCUUGGAAAAUCUGACUUUUCUUUGGCACAUAUCUUAUUACUGAGCAUGCAAAGUUCCUCAGACAUGGAGAACCUCUCUCUCAGUCGUCUUCCUAAUCCCAGCAGCUUAAUUAAUUUAAGUAGGGAGUUCACCAGCUGGAUUAUUUGGGGGAGAAGUGGAGAAGAAUCUUCUGCAUUCUUCAGCAAUUUCGUUGAUCUUGCAAUAGCCUUACUUAGACAUGGCCAAUAUAAUGGCGCUGAGUAUUUGCUUAUGUUGGUGGUUGCAUAUUCACACAAGGAAAAGACAUUUGAAAGCCUUCAUGCUGUGGAUGGAAAAUUUUCUUUACUUCUCCAUCUUCUUGGAUGUUGUCUUGUUGCUCAGACACAACAUGGAUUGAGUAAAACAACUAAAGGAAGUAAAGUUGCGGAAGCGCUUCGCUGCUUUUUCAGGACCGCAUCAAGUGAAGUAUCUUUAAAAGCUUUGCAAAAUUUGCCUCAUGAAGCCGGAUGGCUGCGAAUUGAUUUCAGUAGUUCUCCUUCAAGUGCAGCAUGGAAGCUUCAUUAUUAUCAAUGGGUGAUGCAGCUAUUUGAACAGUAUGGUUUGAGUGAAGCUGCUUGUCAAUGUGCUCUAGCUGCUCUUGAACAAGUUGAUGAAGCUCUCGACACCAUAGGUAGCAGCUCCAGCGAGGGUCUUGGAGAAUCAGUGACCACUGUGAAGGGCAGACUCUGGGCUAACGUGUUUAAAUUCACUUUGGAUCUUAAUAAUUACCAUGACGCAUACUGUGCCAUAAUUUCAAAUCCAGAUGAGGAAAGCAAGACAAUAUGUUUGAGGCGUUUUAUCAUAGUUCUUUUUGAGCGUGGUGCUGUAAAGAUAAUUUGUGAUGGCCAGUUACCGCUGAUUGGUUUAGUGGAAAAAGUAGAGCAAGAGCUUGUUUGGAAGGCAGAGCGUUCUGAUAUCUCCACCAAGCCAAACCCUUUCAAAUUAUUAUAUGCCUUUGAGAUGCACAGACACAACUGGCGUAGAGCGGCAACUUAUAUGUACUUGUAUUCUUUCCGUUUGAGAGCUGACGCAGCUGUAAAAGAUCAUCAACCAAGGUCUUCGAAUCUGCCGGAGAGGCUGAAUGGACUAUCUGCUGCGAUUAAUGCUUUGCAGCUUGUUCAUCCUUCAUAUGCGUGGAUUGAAGUUCCAGUUGAUGAAACUUCCCUUGAUAAAAGACAACAUCCUAAUAAGAGGGCUAGGAUGACCAUACAAGAGCAAAGCCCUCCUGAUGAUUCAUUGGCUCAGAAUCUUACAUCUUAUUUAGAUGUUGAGAAACUUGAGAAGGAGUUCGUUUUAACAUCAGCAGAAUAUAUGCUCUCUUUGGCUAACAUCAAGUGGAGCUUUACUGGUAAUUAUGAAAAACCCCCAGCCAACCUUAUUGAUCUGUUGGUUGAAUCAAAUUCUUAUGAUAUGGCUUUUACGGUGAUCCUCAAGUUUUGGAAGGGUUCUGCUCUCAAAAGAGAACUUGAAAGAGUCUUUAUUACCAUGGCACUAAAAUGCUGCCCAGGCAAAGUAGGCCCCUCGUUGCAAGGGAAUGAUAGUAAAAUGCAUGGUCUUUUGUUGACUUCAUCACAAGAGUUCUCUUAUGAUUCACUUGAUGUAGCUGCAACAUCACAGCUUGUGGGAAGUGGCCACUGGGAAACACUUGAACUCUAUCUUGAUAAAUACAGGUCAUUUCAUCCUAGAUUACCAUUACUUGUUGCUGGGACUCUUCUUUCUGCCGAUUCUCAAAUUGAAUUGCCACUUUGGUUGGUUAGACACUUUAAGGGAGAUCGUAGUGAAAAUAGCUUUGGAAUGUGCGGGAAUGAGUCAAAUCCAGCGUCCCUAUUCCGCCUAUAUGUUGAUUAUGGCCGAUACACAGAGGCUAUUAAUUUAUUGAUUGAGCACACCGAAAGCUUGGCAUCAGUUCGACCGGCUGAUGUCAUCCGUCGUAAAAGGCCAUUUGCAGUUUGGUUUCCAUAUACUUCGAUCGAGCGCCUGUGGUGCCUACUCGGGGAAUCAAUAAAAUUGGGCCACAGGGUUGACCAAAGCGAGAAGCUGAAAAAGUUAUUGCAUGGGGUUUUCUUGAGGCAUCUUAAUCUUUUGAAAGUGGACUCUGAUGACGUCCAAUCCGGCAAGCUAGUGUUUCAAUGA
Messenger RNA from Striga hermonthica, 4518 nucleotides. Lineage: Eukaryota; Viridiplantae; Streptophyta; Magnoliopsida; Lamiales; Orobanchaceae. The record is from the annotation of a GenBank genome assembly.